AUGCCGUCUUCUCGACAUUUCUGGCCAGUCGCCGGAUUAAUAGGAAGAACACGCAAGGUGCUGGCCGAUUUAACUCAACUAUCCCCUCACUCUCUCCGUCCAGAAACAGCCUGCAGACGCAGCCCCCCACCUAAUGGCCGCCUCUCCUCACAAGCUCUUCCGGGGGCGCGAAAAUUCCUUCCGGCCGUGCCGUCGUGCUGGGUCCGGCGUGUCCUCGGGUUGCGGGGUUUCCGCCCGCCGUCUAGCAUUCCGGCCUGUGUGCAGGCUGUGGGUUCGCUCCGUGCUAUCAUGGAGACUUUGUUUCAUGCCGGCAUGCCGGAGCUGGACAUUGAGGGCUCUGACAAGGGACGCGAAGCCGCCUGUCACCCGGCCCGCGGGAGCGGCAGCGGCACCGGCAGCGGGCAGCUGGGCCGUAAGCACCGAGGACCAGCGAGGAAACGGGCAUUUGCACUUUUUAUCAAAUCAAGACAAGUAUCUAAAAGCAGUAACCCAGAAUUGGAUGAGGAAAAUAUACAUUGGGAAUGCUGUGGACAGCAGUUUGAUAAAGAAGUGUGCAUUCACAAGCAUGUGGGAAAUGAACAUAUGUCUGAGGUCCUACAGCAAACUGAAGCUAUUUUCAAUUUGUUAGGACAAAAGAAAUCCAAGCUAACAAGAAAGCAUGAUUCUGCAUCACAACACAAUAAAACAAAGGAAGAAUUUGACAUAUCUACAUGGUUACCUGGUACAAGUGGUAUUAACUUUGAUCUAGCAUGUGCAGAAGGCGAAGUACUGUUAUAUUAUUCCUAUUGUGACAUUGAGGACCCGCAAAUAAUCUGCAAAUGGCAAAAAGUCUUAUGUCUUCAGCUGCAUCUUACGGGCAAGGUGCGCGUCUCUAAAGAAGGAAUUAAUGGAACAGUCGGUGGAUGCAAAAUGGCAACUGAGCUGUAUAUUCAGACUAUGCUUUCCCAUCCACUCUUUCAAAGUAUGUCCAUUGAGGACUUUAAGCGGAGUGCUGGAGGUGCCCACUGUUUUCCAGACCUGCGAGUUGGAGUUUUUAAAGAGGUUGUUCCCAUGGGAGUGGAUCCCGAAAAGAUCUCUUACAAGGAUGCAGGAAUUCAUCUAACUCCAGAAGAAUUUCACAGAAAAGUGGAAGCGUUGUCCAACAAUGCCCAAAUUCGAAAGGACACCAUUUUGCUAGAUUGUAGAAACUUCUAUGAGAGUAAAAUAGGAAGUUUUCAAGACUGUCUUGCUCCCAAUAUCCGGAAGUUCAGCUACUUUCCAGAUUACAUUGAUACGAAUUUGGAUUGCUUUAAAGGCAAACAGGUCCUUAUGUAUUGCACGGGAGGAAUCCGCUGUGAACGAGGAUCAGCCUAUCUGAGGUCAAAGGAUGUAUGUAAGGAAGUUUACCAACUGAAAGGUGGAAUUCACAAAUAUCUUGAACAAUUCCCAAGAGGUUUUUACAGGGGAAAACUAUUUGUGUUUGACAAUCGCUAUGCUAUCUCUGUAAAUGAUGAUGUCAUUUCAGAAUGCAGAUAUUGUGGUGCCCCUUGGGAUGAAUACAAACUCUGCAGUACUGCUUCUUGCUGUCAGCUUGUUUUGUCCUGUCUCCACUGUAGAGAUAAAGGUCUCAUAGCCUGUUGUGCUGUGUGCCAGGAAAAAGGAAAAGCAUCACCUGAAACUCAAUCACGACAUCUAAGGAAAGAGCAAUGUGAAUGUACUGAGAAACGGAUACGGAUUCCUGUUGUGAUUCCACAUUAGACUAUUUGUUCAAGCUUAAAACAGACAGAAAACAAAUCACCUCAAAUAAAGGACAGAUUUCUAUAGAAACCUGCACAAUUUCAGCAUGUCCCAAAAUUCUUGACCGCUAAUUGAGUUCUUUUGAAUUUAGUUGUUUGUGUCCUAAUACUGGAAACACUGCAGCCAGUUUGUACGGGAAGUUCCCACAUUUAAUAACAAGAUAAAUGGUUUGAUCGUGUUUUAAAGAUCUGUUCCAUUACACAGAAUAGCUUGAUUUUAUAUUAAUACUGUAAAAGAGCUUAUUAAAACUUGCAGGUUUUCAUCAGCAUGCUACUAUAAAUUUCAUUUGAGAACGGUCAUGUUUUAAAUCAAUUGAAUUAAAAUGCAUUCUGGUUUUCUGUUUUCUGAAACAUUUCUGGUUUUCAUACUCAUUUUGAAUCACAUUGUAUCCUAAGUUGAGAUACUGAUUGUGCCCACAUUAGCUAUACAAAAGCCUGUGUAUAGAUCAGCUUAUUCCACGUGGCAUUUCCCAUGGAAAAAAUCAGCAGACUGGCAGGAAUUGAGUCUUUCAUAAAUUAUCAUUCACAUGAGCUCACCUCAGAUCAAUCUUGAGUCAUAGUUGCUGAGACUUCAGUCCAAAUCCACAGUUAACAUCAGGACCACAACUCUGUUGCAAGCUACUACAUAAUCUGUCUUACUCCUAAUGUCUAAGAUGAAGAUCUUUUCAAUUUAUGGUGGUGUUCUGAUGUUUCAGAGAAAAAGUGAGCUAGGAAUGCUCUGCAAUCUGUGAUAAAUCACUCUACAUUUUAAAGAAAAGUUAACGCAAUUUAAGUUAGACAAUUUCCAAUUUUUGAGGAGUUAAUUUAAAAAUAAGAAUUCAAAUUGUGAUUGAAGUCAUUUUACAUUCAUACCAGAUAUUCAAAAUGUUAUUCUUUAGGAUGUUAUUCUGGUUCUGUGGUUUUUAAGAAGCUACAAAUGUGU
Mobula hypostoma (lesser devil ray) is the source of this 2697-nucleotide messenger RNA. Its product is annotated as thiosulfate sulfurtransferase/rhodanese-like domain-containing protein 2. NCBI's taxonomy places the organism in Eukaryota, Metazoa, Chordata, Chondrichthyes, Myliobatiformes, Myliobatidae. The record is from RefSeq and is a predicted model, not a curated record. Bases 1 to 1737 code for a protein of 578 amino acids. The transcript is spliced from 9 exons.